Messenger RNA from Plectropomus leopardus (leopard coralgrouper), 4220 nucleotides. It is a transcript of the gene zyx, whose product is annotated as zyxin. The record is from RefSeq and is a predicted model, not a curated record. Gene Ontology annotation, biological process: transforming growth factor beta receptor signaling pathway; integrin-mediated signaling pathway. NCBI's taxonomy places the organism in Eukaryota, Metazoa, Chordata, Actinopteri, Perciformes, Serranidae. Gene Ontology annotation, cellular component: stress fiber; focal adhesion; cytoplasm.
UCCUGAGCCAAAGUAAAACGAGAGAGAACUUGUUUGGAAGGAUGGUGUCAUUCCUUUUCCAGGCUGAAAAGCACAGGGGGAGGGUCUAAUAGCUGGAGAGGGGAAGAGAGAAACAGAAGUUACCAUUACAGUCAACUCUUACUCAGCCUGGAUCAAGAGAAAAAGAAGAACAAAAGGCAGAGGGGGGACAGAAUAAGGAGAUACGCAGUGUAUUAACAGGAUAAAAACACAAAAUGGAGGACUCCAGUAGCAGCAAGCCGUUCAUGGUGACAUCCUCUCUGAACUUCAAAGUCACCACACCGUCCUUCUACAACCAGCCAAAGAAGUUUGCCUCUGUGGCACCACCACGGCCCAAAAGUAUGACGCCCCCCUCGGCACCAUCACCGACACCAGUAGGCACAGCUGUGAUUGGUCGAGUGGGAGAUCUGCCUCCGCCGCCCCCUUCGCUCUGUGACGACUUCCCACCCCCUCCCCCCCCUCCACUGGAUGACGAUUUGCCAGCCCCUCCUCCCGAAUGCCAAACCAUACCCUCCGCCUCUGACGCACCCCCUCCUGCCUUCCCCGCUCCACCUCCAGUUGAUGAUGAAAUUAUAGUGAAACGCAGUUACAUGCAGCCACUUGGGCCAGCCUCCUGCCCGUCUCCCCCUCCUCCCCCACCCCCUCCACCUCUCCCUGCCUCCGGUACCAGUAUUCCCAGUGCUGCUGGAAACCCACAGAGACUGGUGGAGAAGCAGACAAGCUUUGACAAACAGCUCGACUCUCUAACCGACUUGCUGUCUGAGAUGGAGACCAGGGGACCUUUCAACCCGAAGUUACCGAGCCAGUAUUCUUCAGCACCAGCACCCAAGCCUUCAGCUCCUCCCCCAACUGCUCCAAAACCAGCUCUCUCCUUCCUCCCACCCCCUGAGAUGGGAGACCGCCCGCCUCCAGCGCCCUGGGCCGAAGAACUCAAAGCCAGAACAAACCGACAAGCCAAUCACAACUCUGCACCAAACUCUGCUGCUCAGCCGUUCACUAAGGCCCCGGCUGUCGCCCCCAAGUUCGGAGGGAGAACGGCGACAUCAUCCUCCUCUCUGGCACAAAAACUGAACCAGAACCUGAACCAGAACACCACCCCAGUGGGUUUUACACCAAAACCUUCCCCUCCCUCUGCCAACUUCCCUCCACCUCCCGCAGCUCCCCCUGCAGCUCCUCCUCCGCCAAACAAUAUGGCGGCUGCCCCGGCCUCUAAUCACAUGAAGAGUUCUCCUUUUGCCAGUCAGAUGAAUGCAAACAAAAACCCUCCUGCUGCUGUGCCUCCUCCUCAACCCCAGAUGAUGACAUCUCCCCCCUCCUCUUUUAACCAACAAAUGAAAACUCCCCCUUCAACAACGCCCUCUCCCCCAGGCCCAGUUCCUAUCCCCGGUGGAGGCGUUCCUCUGAAUAUGAGGGAAGUGGAGGAGCUGGAGAGAAUGACCAAGGACUUCAUUAAAGACAUGGACACACACGCACCUGUCAUUGUCUCCCCUCCUACAGAGGUCUGUGGGAAGUGUGGUGAGGCUCUGUCCCGCACCCAGCCAGCAGUGAGGGCCAUGGACAAACUCUUCCACUCCAACUGCUUCUGCUGCAUGAGCUGUCACCGCCCCCUGCAGGGCAUGCAGUUCUAUGACCGGGAUGGAUCGCCUCAGUGUGAGGACUGCUAUAUGAAUUCCCUGGCAGUGUGUUCCCGAUGUGGGGAGAGGAUCACAGACCGUGUGCUGAAGGCGGUGGGCCAGUGUUUCCACGCCCACUGUUUCCGCUGCAGCACCUGUUCCUGCACACUUGAAGGGGCGCCCUUCAUCACUGAUGACAACAACAACCCCUACUGUGUCCAGGAUUACCACAGGCGUUUCUCCCCUCUGUGUGUGAGCUGUAAUGAACCCAUUAUUCCAGCCCCGGGCAGUGAGGAGACAGUCAGAGUGGUGGCUCUCGACAAGAACUUCCACCUUAAGUGUUACCGUUGUGAGGAUUGUGCUCGCCCUCUCUCCAUAGAAGCAGAUGAAAAUGGCUGCUAUCCAUUGGAUGGUAAGAUCCUGUGUAUGAAGUGCCACACCCAGCGAGCCAAGCAAGCUGCGCAGUGAUUGGCUGAUGCAGCACAACUCAGAUUAACUAUGAACCAAAAUCCAAAAGCACAGGAUUCAUUCAGCUGCCGUUUUGCCUUCGCAACAGGGCUUUAUUCAGUAUAUGUGCGCAGGUGUGAGUGUGAAUGUUGCUGUGUGGGGAAAAAAAGGUAUGUUUGCAUGCAGAUACGCUGUAGUAUUCCCUCGUCUCUGUUCAACUCAGUGCAGAAGUAAUGUACUGCAUUGAAAAAAACUCCCCUCAUCUUUUACUCCCAAUAUCAAACUCUCUGGUCUCUUAUCAAGCCCUCGUUGUGUACUAUUUUUUGUGCCAAUUCUAUGUUUACGCUAAAAUUUCCAGCAGAACUUGCACAAGAACAGUUUGGUCAAAUGAGCAGUCAGAUGAAUAUAAAGUUGCCUUUCUUUGUCUCUUGCCUCAUUAUUGUAAGUAGCACCAUAUACUGAGAUAUUUCCAUCUUUCACUGGCUGCCCUCUUUCCCUAUGAGCGUUGUAGCUAUAUCCAUGUCACUGAGACACUUGUUACCAUAGGGUGAGGAGCAACAAAGACCUCCCAUUUGACCACUCUAUAGAUUUCACCACUCUGAUCGGCUGUUAGUAGAGCAUAUCUUAAACACUUCGGCAGUUGUUGUGCCUGCAAGCAUGGUUAAUUAUGCUUUCCUGCCCAGAAAGUGCUUUAUAUCAGCCAAUCUACUCUGACAGCAUUUCAAAGUCGUCUAGGGCUAAACGUUGACUGCAAAAAAUUAAAACAGUGAAUGUUGCUCCUAGUUUUUUGUGAUGUGAAUUUGAUAAUUUAGGUGCAUGCGUUGAAUUAUGUCUUGUUGCUCUUUAUCUCCUUCGAACAUACAGUCUCUAUAAGGGGGAGAUUAGAACAAAAAAAAUGCCAUUUUCUUCUAAAAAAUGGCUUAAAAGCUGAUUUAACAGUGUAUUUUUAGAUGCAUGCUUUUUGGAUGCACAAAUUACGAACAAACAAACGAGCACAGAUUCCAUUCCAGGGAUCUCAUCAUUUAAGAAAAAAACCUGUGUGGUUAUUAAUGUCAGCUGCAUGGCUGAAAACAGGACCUAUCAUGUGAUUGUUGCACAGUUCCAUAGUGAAAUAAAAUAGCCUUUAAGUGUCACUUUGACUCUAAAGCUCUCGCACAUGAUCAAUUUUGUAUUAUUAGACACCAUCUCCAAACAUCAUAACUUUUGAUACGCAUUUUCAUGGAAUCUCUUGCUUUACAAAUAAUAUAAUUUAUGGACCAUUUUUUAUUAAGUAUUAAGAUUUUAUGUAUACCUGUACUAAAUAACCUGUCCUUGCAACAGGAUAAUAGAUCAUUAGAGGCAUUAGAGUUUUAGGUAGCAGAUGUUAAAACAUAUUGACCAACUAUUAUGAAGCUGUUGGCAAAAUUAAGGUAAUAAAACAAUUACAUGAGAUUCAUUGUUUGACUUUCAUGUAUGUUUUUUUAUCACCUUUUUGUCUUUGAGCCCAGUUCUUUGGUCUUGAUCUUUCCCGAUCUUACCAUGAAUACCACUCUUCUUUCCAUUACUCAUGUUUCGUACUCAAGUCUGUUCAUGUCGCUUAUAUACUAUUUUAUUCUUAUCUUACUGUACUGUAUCUCAUUGAUAAAUGCUUACAAUUGUUUCCUUUUGAACCUGGAGAUGUGCCUUCUCCACUGUUGUAUCCCAUUGUUCAUUUUGAAUCGAGCCUGGUUUGCAGCUACAGAAAUUCAUUCCACAAUAAGAAAACAGUUGUUACUUGUGCUCGCAUUGAACCUGGUGUAGUAUAACACCAGAAUGACUAACAUGGCAAUAGUUAUUAAUCAUUGCAUGCUAUCUGUUUAGGUGGUGGUGGCAUUUCUUCUAGUAUUAUGUCUUUUGUUUGCACCAACUACUCCACCUUUGCGGCCCUGCCUUUGUCAUCACUAUGUGAUAUUAUGAUGAUGCCUUCACAGUUGCAUUUAUCUGGCGUUUUGUUGUGUUAUGUCCUAUUGUAUUACAUGCAGAUGCCUUGUCUUUUCAUAUAACUUCUUUUUUUUAUAAAGUCCUGUUUGAUAUGUGUGAAUGUGUAUAUGUUUAAAAACAUUACUUAGCCCAACCCAUUCCCCUUUGGCUGUAUCAAAAGAUAAAUAAAUAAAAUGCUGACUA